Messenger RNA from Malaya genurostris, 1145 nucleotides. RefSeq lists its product as uncharacterized. Bases 56 to 958 code for a protein of 300 amino acids. NCBI's taxonomy places the organism in Eukaryota, Metazoa, Arthropoda, Insecta, Diptera, Culicidae. The record is from RefSeq and is a predicted model, not a curated record. The transcript has a single exon.
UGUUAGUUAGUUGAUUGGCAAAUAUAGUCGCAUAACAACGUCUAAUUCAGUGAAUAUGCAUUGCAAGCUACUACUAACGUUCAUUUGUACCUUUCUUGCGGUGAAUUGUAGUGAACGACCAAUGGCUAGUUCGUAUGUUUUUAGAAGUUAUGAUGCUAGUCCUGGACAAGUAGUCUAUUUGAGCCCAGCUCGUUCGAGAAUUGUGUAUCCGUCAUUUAGUCAACGUGAAAAGAUCAAAAUGAAAGCAAAUUUGGAUCAGACAGAGGAAAGUAGUGAAGAAACUGGCAAAGUUGAAGACAGUGAUGAAGAGGAUCCGAAAGUACGGCAUUUACAAGAGCCAAACUACUCCUCAGAUACGGACGAAUCUUCUGAGAAGCAACUCAAUUCUAAGAAGAACGAACAUCGCAAAGGUUUUAACUCUAAACAUCGAUUGAAAAAAGGUAAAAACGGAUAUUAUGCCAAUGAAAACCAUUCACAUUCGUACGCUGGUAAAGGAGAUCGGAUGAAAUCAUAUCAUGAUGAAGAUUCCUACCACAAAGACCACCAUGAUGAAGCACAUCGAAACCAUGGAGGCAAGCACAGCGAAAAGAAAUAUCAUAAAAAGGGAUCCAAAACAACGGGCUACCACAAUAUUUACCAUAAGGAUGAGUAUAAAAAGGAAAAAAUUUUCUAUGAUACCGCCGAUCAUACAAGGCAUUAUAAAAAAUACGGAUCCUCCCACAAGGAACAUUCUAAUGACGAAGGAGACUUUUCCAAAGGAGGACGACGAAAAGAAUCGCACUGGGAAAGGAAAAAAUCAUACAAAGGACACUCUGACGAUGGGAAAUAUGAUGCUAAUCAUGAACAGUUCCAGAAGGCUCGCAAUGCAACAUCAGGUUAUCGAAAUAGAGAACAGUUUGAGAGAAAUGAUGGGAACUAUGGAUCGAAUGCUCAUGGGUACAAAAUUUAUCAUGAAUGAUUUUACUAUUCGCACUUUUGUUGAAAUAAACUAAGAAAUUAAUAGUUACAAAAUGCAUAUGUUAAGCAAUGGAGAUAGGUCGUAAGUCAAAAUGAAGCAACACUAAGAGAAAAUCUUGCGAAAUUCGAAUCGUAUCUCAAGCGGAAAGCAAAUAUACAAAAAUAAAUAUCAUAAACUCACAACAAAA